Lepus europaeus (European hare) is the source of this 368-nucleotide messenger RNA. It is a transcript of the gene TZMP1, whose product is annotated as small integral membrane protein 27. The record is from RefSeq and is a predicted model, not a curated record. Lineage: Eukaryota; Metazoa; Chordata; Mammalia; Lagomorpha; Leporidae. The transcript is spliced from 2 exons. Bases 110 to 262 code for a protein of 50 amino acids.
GUGCCCGGCUGCAAGAUGGCCGCCGCCGCCCGGCAGCCGCCGCCCGGGAGGUCGCCCUAGGAGCCGCAGCCCGAGCCCGAGCCCGCGGGCCGCCGCCAGCCUGCUCACCAUGACGCCAGUGAGUCGCCGCACGCUGGAGCGGAUUUACUCAGCGUUGCUGCUGGCGAUCGUUUUGCUCUCCUGGGGAUACGUCAUCUAUGCAUCCACCGUGGCCGCGCGGCGACAGCUACGGAAGCAAUACCCGAAACUCUGGGAUGAAUGAAGACUUGUAAUUCUACUGAAUUUAGUUCUUUGCAAAUACAGUUCUUUCCCUUAUGCUUAUCCGACACCUUUGUAGAUUGACAAAAUAAAAUUCAUACUGCAAAGUG